Molecule: messenger RNA, 2116 nt
Organism: Cynoglossus semilaevis (tongue sole)
Lineage: Eukaryota; Metazoa; Chordata; Actinopteri; Pleuronectiformes; Cynoglossidae
Gene: ccn4a
Product: cellular communication network factor 4a
Exons: 5
Coding region: 154-1245 (363 amino acids)
Biological process (GO): signal transduction; cell adhesion; positive regulation of cell differentiation
Cellular component (GO): extracellular region; extracellular matrix
Molecular function (GO): heparin binding; integrin binding
Source: RefSeq, a predicted model, not a curated record
GUCACUCUCAUGGACCCUCUUUAACAGACUGUCAGGUCCAGGAGGAGCAGAGAUGAGAGCCACAGCUCCGACAUGUUGGACCGACGCAGAGCCGUGCGUUUAAAACGGAACUAAUUCUGGAUCUAAUGCAUUUGUUCCAGUUCCAGAACAGUGAUGAGUUGGCUGCUGCUGUGGAUUCUGACAGCAGGCGGGAUUCAACAGGCCUUCUCCCAGAAUUCCACCAUCAUGCCGCCUGCCACGGCCGUCUCCUCCACAACCACAGAGCCGUACACCCGGACACAGUACUGCAAAUGGCCCUGCCAGUGUCCCGCAGUCUCCCCCGCCUGUCCGCCGGGCGUCAGCCUCAUAACGGACGGCUGUGACUGCUGUAAAACCUGUGCUCGACAGGUGGGAGAGGAGUGCAACGAGGCAGACACGUGCGACUACCACAAAGGACUGUACUGUGACUACACCUCGGACAAGCCUAGGUACGAAAAAGGAGUGUGUGCAUAUAUGGUCGGAUCAGGCUGCGAGCACGAUGGCGUGAUCUACCGCAACGGGCAGAGCUUCAAACCCAGCUGUAAAUACCAGUGCGUGUGUGUGAACGGUGCCAUCGGCUGUGUGGCGCUGUGCUCAGAGUCCCAGCCCCCCCGGGUGUGGUGCCAGUCCCCACGCCGGAUCAAAGUCCAGGGACAGUGCUGUGAGCAAUGGAUCUGUGACGAGCCCAAGAGAGGGCGCAAGACGGCGCUGCGUCAUGCUGUCGAGGUGUACCCCACUGAGAGCGGGAGCUGGGCGAUGCAUAAGAACUGCAUCGCCCAGACUUCCUCCUGGAGCCCCUGCUCUAAGACCUGCGGCCGCGGCCUGUCCCUGAGGAUAUCUAACGCCAACGAUCAGUGUGAGAUGGUCAAAGAAUCCCGCCUCUGCAACCUGCGGCCGUGUGAGGUCGAUAUCACCAAACACAUCAAGCCUGGGAAAAAAUGCCUGAACAUCUACAGAGAGGAUCAGCCUUCAAACAUCACCAUAUCAGGCUGCACCAGCAAAAAGUUUUUCAGACCCAAAUACUGCGGCGUGUGCACCGACGAGCGCUGCUGCAUCCCCUACAAGUCCAAAACCAUCGACGUGGAGUUUGAGUGUCCGAACGGGACGGGGUUCACCUGGAAGAUGAUGUGGGUCCAGGCCUGUUUCUGUAACCUCAGCUGCAAAAACCCUAAUGACAUCUUUGCUGAGCUGGAAAAUUACUAUGGUUACCCAGAAGUCAUGAACUAAAUCUGUGACCUGUCGCUCAGGUCUCCUCCCUGAGCGGAGCCUCUUGGCUCAGUUUUGACUUUUGUUACUCUGAAGUAUUUUGUUUUUUUCUAAACCUUAAGAUUUUGUACAAAAGGUUUUCUUAAUUCUUUUUGCUACUUGUAAAAAUUGUACAUAUGAAAGUCAUUUUUGUAUAAAAGUAUAUAUACCUCUAAAAUGGACCUAUAAAGCAUGAUGUGCUUUGCAAAUGAAAACAUUAAGUGACUGAGAAAUAAAUGCUUAAUUUAUUAAUGUAGCAUCCAACAUUACAGGUGUUACUGUAGAUGCUGUGUCCAUGAGGUAACCCAGUAGCUAGGUUUGAUAUUGUUGUUAUGAGGGAAGCAUUCUCUAAGGUCAGUGAACACAGUGUCAAACCACACAUGCUCAAUAUAUCAUGACAAGUGCUGUGCAACAACAAACAGUUCAAUAAAGUAAACUCAUACAGUUGAUUAAUUAUAGACAUAAAUAUAAUAUAAUUUGGGUUUUUAAUGGGGUCACUUUUAAGGACAUAACUAUUAUCAAAAGCAGAUCUUUGAAUUUUAUCUAUCUGUCACACACAAGGUCAUUUAUAUAUAUGUAUAUAUAUGUAUAUAUAUAUGUAUAUAUAUGUAUAUAUAUGUAUAUAUAUAUAGAAAGAUUUUCUUAAACAUAUCAGAAAGUUGUACCUGGACCAGAUGCUUUGGUAUCUGUUGACUUCUUUCUGUCAUGGUCCUCUUGGCAGGAUUGGUCCAGCUCGUUUGAUUGGCUGGUGUUUGGAAAAGACCUCGUCUCAAAUGUUUAUAGGGUUGACAAAAACUUGGCAAAAAAUGGGCCUUUCCAGAAAGUUUAAAGUUGGUCUGUUGUAUCCAUUUCA